Messenger RNA from Ilex paraguariensis (yerba mate), 236 nucleotides. The record is from the annotation of a GenBank genome assembly. NCBI's taxonomy places the organism in Eukaryota, Viridiplantae, Streptophyta, Magnoliopsida, Aquifoliales, Aquifoliaceae.
GCAACAAUAUAGCAACAUUUCCAACAACUAUAACCCUGNGAGGCGAUGGCAGUCCGCAAGGCAUGGGAGAGCCCAUGGGCGGCACCAGGGAUGCUACGGACGGCACCCAACUAGGCAGCCAAGAUAAGGGCAACGCCUUGUCUUUUUUGGGCACUGGGCCUACUUGGUCAGGUGGAGGCUUCAACCAUUUGGGCGCCGACUGUGCUAGAGAGAUUGGGCGAAAUGGAGGGGCAUGA